Messenger RNA from Sebastes umbrosus (honeycomb rockfish), 2042 nucleotides. RefSeq names its product zinc finger protein 382-like. The transcript has 4 exons. The record is from RefSeq and is a predicted model, not a curated record. Lineage: Eukaryota; Metazoa; Chordata; Actinopteri; Perciformes; Sebastidae. Bases 140 to 1261 code for a protein of 373 amino acids. Gene Ontology annotation, biological process: regulation of transcription by RNA polymerase II. Gene Ontology annotation, molecular function: RNA polymerase II cis-regulatory region sequence-specific DNA binding; DNA-binding transcription factor activity, RNA polymerase II-specific.
UCCCUUGCGGCUCAGCUCUAUCUAACUGUCUCUACCUUCUAGCUAACGUUGAACCUCAUAAUAAUCUGAUUAAGGAGCGACGCCGCUUCGCUGAGAAUCUCUCCACAAAGAUUACUAAAUACUCAGCCUCUCUGUCGAGAUGAUGUGCGACACCACGAACCGGAGCUUUCGGGCGCAGCUAGCCGCCGUCCUGGACAAGCUAACGAAGGCUGCUCUGGUGGAGAUAGGCAGCCUGGCUGAUGAAUGCUCCUCCGUCCUUCACACCGAGAUCUCGCUGCACAAGACAGAGAACGAGGCGCUGAAGAAGAGGUGUUACCUGCUGGAGGUCCAGCUGAGAGCGGCCAGGGAGCAGCACACCUACCCGGGACAUGUCAACAGUAUCAGCCGCAGACACCCAGCAGAACAGCAGCAGCCUGCUCCAGCCAUCGAUGGAGUUUUUGGGAAGGACUGGUGCAUGGAUCUGUGGAGAGAAGAGAAACUCCCCUCUCAAAGGAAAGAGACGGUGGAGCCUGCUGCUAUGACGAGCAUGGGGCCGCAGGCAAUAGACCUAAUGGAGAGAGAGCCUGAUCUCAUCUUUGUCAAGGAGGAGAUAUAUGAUGACCAUCCUAUUGGCCAGCACAUGAGGCUCACAGAUAACAGAAAAAUUGUUGGGAUUUUUGACGAGGACAGCAUGCUUCACAGAUCUGUCGAUGAGCUGCAGCUUCACUCCGGGGAGUUAAAUAACUUCCCCAUGACGGCCGACAGUCAAGCACUACAACGCACUCAGCCAACAAUUAUGGACAAGCUGAUAGACGACGCAACAAUGAGCACUCUGGUUGACAACACACAUCCUCCCUCAGUCACCGCCGACUACUCUACAGACUACACGAACAGUAUGCACAUGAAUGCAACCAAAGAACUCAUGAUUCAGUCAAAAACUGUGAAGCCGAUUAAGCGGUUCGAGUGCUUAUUCUGUGGGAAACUAUUCAACUAUUUGAGCAGUUUGAAAGUCCACAUCCGGCGACACUCUGGCGAGAAGCCGUUCAGUUGCACGGUCUGCGGGAAGCGGUUUGCUCAGAAAACGUACCUGAAGCUGCACCAGCGCGUGCACUCGGGGGAGAAGCCCUACAGCUGUCCAGACUGUGGCAAGAGCUUCUCCCAGAAGAGCUCUCUAAACAUACAUCUGCGAACACACACUGGCGAAAAGCCUUACAGCUGUGUGGAUUGUGGGAAAUGUUAUGCAUACAAGUAUGGUUUAAAUCACCACCAGUGUUUCAAUUGACUGAUCAAACCGCACGUCUAACUCUGAUCUGCUACUUCUACUGAAGUGCUCUCUGUAUUACUCAAAGUGUUACAACGUGUCUAUACGAAACUCAAGAUUUGAAAUACUCCCAUCUUUGUCAAAGAAAGGCUUAUUUUAUAGCCUGUAUGGUUAACGGUGCUGCUGUAAAAUCUUAGUUUGUUUGAUGUGUUUUUAGCUUUAUUGCUAAGAGAAAUGCUGCAGCAGCCAAACAAGGGUACAGAGAAUAUUACGUCCUUUGUAGUCUACUAUUUGAAUUGCUGGGAUUCAGUUUAUUUAGGGGGUUCAUUGUUAAAUUUGUGAUGCCCUCAACAAGCCUUUAAAAAGGUACAGUAUGUAGGAUUUGGGGACAUCUAGUGGUGUGGUUGCAGAUUGCAACCAACUGAAUACCCCUCCCCUCACUGAGACUGUGGUAAUGUGAGCCGCCGAGUGCAAAACCGCGGUAACGCCGUUCGCCUUGCUCAGAGGUCGUCACCAUAAUAACACUACUUUAGGGCCCAGAUACACCAACCCGACAUCAAAGAACAAGCGGCGACAAAGGCCACCAGUUACGUUACCUCACGUCGCUUUUGUUUUGGCCAAAAAGUUGCACUGGAACACACCACAAAGACUAAAGCCGACAGCCAACUACUACGUACAUUCAAUGUCUGCGUGAGAUGAAAUAGCUCUCCAUACCAGCAGGCGGCGGUAGUACAUGAAACAAAGCAGCGUCUGUCGACCAGAUGGCCAUGUCACUGUGAAAAUAUCCAUAUAUUAGGAUGAU